CGGUCUACUAUUCGGGCUACCAAGUACCAACCAACCGACCAACCGGAGGUUCAGUCGACGCCGCGCACCCAAACGGUCCAGACCUGUCUGUCAGCCUUUGGCUUCACGCAGCUUCCACGUCCUUACUCACUACUCGUGCUUCGACCAUCCUGGAUUAACACACCGAGUCCCUAUCGUUAUUUUAUAUUCACUCCGUGUGGUUCGAUCAGUUUCCAAACACGUCUCCAAAAGUGUCUUCGACUUUCUGCUACUCCAGGACUCACCAGAACGUGUCUUACUACGUAGCUUACCGAGUGAUCAAAGUACGAUCCAUCGUCUGCAAGACGAAGGCAGUGUGAUCUCACUCUCGGGAGCCAGCAGCCAACCAGUCGGCCAGUCAGCCGCGAGACAAGAAGCGAGGGAGGAGAGGACACUCUGAGGCAGUGUGCGAGGGGCCAAGAAAGAGUUAGAGCGACUCGGAGUGCCAAAAGAGAGACUGAGGAAGAAAAGAGAGACAGACUUGUUAGCCGGUGGAGGGAGAGACUUGAGGCGAUAGACAGAAAGUAUAGUCAACCAACGAAGGAGCGGUGGGAAUUUAUAAGGAUGUUCGCGAUAAUGCCGAUGGAGACAGAGGGGCACGGCAGGGAGUUCGGCCGGCGGCAGAAGAUGCGAGCCAAGUGCACUGUCGAGUUCGUCUGCAAGUACUGCCAGCGACGCUUUACCAAACCCUACAACCUGAUGAUCCACGAGCGCAGUCACAAGGACGACGUGACCUUCUCCUGCGAGGUCUGCGGCAAGUCCUUCAAGCGGCAGGACAACCUCAAACAACACAGGAGCAUACACUCCGUUCCCUACAAGGGCUCCAACGGCUACUCAAAUGGCUAUUCGAAUGGCUACUCUAGGUACUAGAAGCCAUCCAGCCAUCCCAACAACUCCGUAGAUUUGUUUUUUCAAUAUGUAGAUUUUUAAAUAUCCUAACCCCUCUUCCCUCAAUCCCUAAUCCUUAAUCCUUUAUUCCACUUUCCCAACAAUCCCUUUAGUCAGACGCGCAAAAAUGCAAAAAAACUAAACAAAAAACAGAUCUGCCUCAAAAGAGGUUGUUCCAAAUCGAGCGCUCUUGCUAGUCCAGCAGUCCUUCAUUUGUUUGUGAUCCUUUUCUUGGAAUCAUCCUUAAUUUUUGAGUCAUUAUUAUUUUUUGAGUAAUCCAUUCAUAUCCUUAUCCUAUUUUUCUCCUAUUAUCCCUAAAUAUCAUCCAUCUGCUACACCGAUCCUCCGCUUCGUACCAGAUUUAUCUAAUGCCGAACCCUUUACGAGUCCCGGAACUCGAUGCAGCGAGGUUCGACCUUCAUGGAGUCGUGCAACAUCCAACAGCUGAGUUCACCGUAAACGCGGUACGAACAGACAUCCGGAGGAGAAAAGAAGAGACUGAAGAUACUUUUCCUAAAGGGCGAUUUUCUGUUUGUAAAACUGCGAAUCAGUUCUCUUUCUGGGGAGCUUGAUCCUGAAAGACAUUCCAUCAAGAUUCGUCACUUGUUACUAUUUUGUAAAUUAAAUUUUUUUCGAAACGUAAAUGUAAAAAAUUCCAUGUCGUAUAGAGAAUUGGAGAGGAUGAGCUUCGUUUUUAAGUUCACUCAAUCAGGUGUUUUAUUUAAUACGUUUCGGGUAUUUUCUUUCUUCACCAUGUUUGAUAGACCUAUGGUGCCAUCUUUAGAUCAGUUGAUAACAUUACUUAUUUUUGGCAACACCGUUGGUACGAUUUUAAAAUGAUUAUGGAUCCACUUUCUGAUGCUGAAAAUAAGAUUUUUAACAGUGUUCUGAUAUCAUCAGUUAUGUUAUCAUCUGGACCACCGAUAAAAACUAUUUAUUCACAAAAAUUAUUGUCCUGAAACUUGCUGUUAGCAAAAAUUCACUUGAAGGAAGACGGAACCUAUUUCUUGACUAAGACACAUUAGUUUGGAAUUCUACUGGUAACCAGAGCAAUAUUUCAUCAUCUGAAGAGAGUGGACUACUUGGACAUCCUGGAAUAUCUGUAAACGAAGCUGACAAACUCAUCACCAUAUACUGAAUUUGUACUAAAUCCCACUUUCACUAAUCUAGAAAUUGGCACCAUCAACUUUUAAUCAAGGGAAUUACAUUUUAUUGCUAUAAAAUCAGGACAGUCUUCCCCGACUUCACGUACUCAUCAUCUUAAAUCCUCAUCGGCAAAAGCAAGACCAUUUGGGCCAACUAGACCAUCUAUAAUUAAAUCUAGGAUACCUUGCAUCAUUUACCAUCUAUCGUCAAACAAAGGAGCAACCCAAUUUAUAGCUAUCAGCAUAUUUUUUUAAUGAUUAUUCUACUCGGUAUUCCAAAUCACCAUGUGGAUAAGCCAGAAUAUCUAAAAUUAAGGAAAAUUUUGUUUAGUUAAAAUUUAAUCGUCUAAAACUGAAUCUGAGCAACCAUCACUUUGGAAUCAUCGUCACCAUCCUUAAAGAAACAACGCAAUUUUUGACUUCCAAAGAAGAUCUAUCCUAAUUUCCUACUAUCCAGUAGUGAAAAAUACCAUCUAUACCAGCCCGACCAUCUCUAAUUAAGACCGAGUUUGCAUUUUUGAACUUGGUACCAUCGACUAUAGGAACAACAGCUACAGAAACCAAUUCUUAACGAUGAGAACAACUACUCUGAACAAAUUUGCUAUUCAUCACUUAAAAUACUAUAUUUGACAACUAUAUCAUCUCUUUCAGACCUUGAAAACUUGGUCUAAUUUCAAUUGAACAAAGAAAUCUCUUCCUUUACAAAAUUGUAGAUCUUCUUUGUAUUAAAAAGGGGUGGUAACAAAAAGGCUUGGUACUCCUCCAGGCUGAUGUCCUAAAUUGGACUACAUAAUAAUGGCCUCCUGGAGAUGGUGAACAAGCUACCGAAGUAUAGUGAAGUUUGCUACUGUGGACCACGCCCAGGCCCCGGGCGACAUCCUCUUCUGUACCCAACCAUCUAUCGGAAGCUGGGGCUACCUAAAGUGGAAACAAAUGGGGUAAGAGAUGCUGAUGUAGGAAACAAAGCCGCGAAUAAAUUUAUCCCUCGUUCUUCGGUACCAGCUGACCUUGGACACCGGGAAAGUCGAUGUCGAGAUACACAUGUCGAAAGCUAAGCAUGUCUCAUGGCUUCCAAUGGAUUUAACCGCAAGCAGAGUGUCACUUCAAUUUCGGCCGGUCUCCACAAACUGACGAGCACCAGGAUCGGCGUAGACAUCGAGCUCGAUCAAGCGGAAUGGCACAAAUAAUUAAUUGCAUUUAUAAGCUCGAACAAGAACGAAUGGGUCCGAUCAUGUUCGCAGUAGGUCCUCCCCGAUUCUCUUGCGACAUUUUAGCGAUCGUUUCGUCGACCCACCCGGUCUCUGACCUCCACGAUUCGACCCCCCCCCCCCCCAAGGCGCCAAUAUCUGGAUAAAGUUUUAAUUUUUUUUAAAAAUUAUUUAUUUCUUUUUUUGAGUUGUAGUCAGCACCGGAUUUAAGGAACCAAAUUAAUUUUGUUGGCCCUCCCACUGUCACGUGGAAAGUGAACAAGAUUCAAAGUGCAAAACCGGUUCCUUUUCUACUUUUUCACCCUUUCUGUUCUCGAUCAGAAUAAUCCAACAGGAAGGGGAAAAAAUGGUGUCUUAUUUAUUUCUGAUCUUACGUCGAUUUUUCUUCAUGCUUUCCUUAGCAUCGAGGAAUAAAAAUUUAGGACAUUUUAAAAAUUUUAUGCUAUUUAAGAAGUUUUCUCGUACUGAAACACAGAAUCGUAAGAAUGAGCAAAUUUAAAAUUUAAAUUAAAAAAUUCAUGCAAAAUUGUAAAAGAGUCAAAUAUGUAAUGUCUUUCCUAAUACAAUGCCAAAAUCAGACUUUUCCUUAAACUAUUGAAUUUAUUGUCAACUAUUUUAAACUUGGAAAUGUUUCAAUUUGGCUAACAGAGGCAUAAUCAAUUGGAGAAGCAGCUAUGGCGUCUCGAGGUUAUCGAGACAAAAGCUUAUAAGUUUGCUUGCCUUACUCGUAACACGCUUUCGGUCUAAUUUGCAAAUAAUAAAAAUGUGAUCAAAAAUCGUAGGAUUUAUUUUUCGUUAAUGCGAAAAAUAUGUAAGUCGCUUUCUUUUCUGAGAAAUCUUGAACUUCCAAAAAAAUGAGACUGCAGUCGCGCUUUGUAAAUAGCUUAACGUAUUACUGUGUUUUUAAUAUUAUUUUUAAUAAUUAUUAUUAUAUUAUAAAUAUUACGAGCAUUACGAAUAUUAUAUUAUUAUUAUUAUUAUUAUUAUUUUAUAAAGUAAUAGGGAUUAGUCAUUUUAGCACUCGAUAGGCCGCUCGAUCAUACCGAGUUGUACCCUAGUGUACCUAGUACUAGGAGUGAUAAUAAUUUUAUUAAUUACAAUUGUACAUCUAUUUUCACGUAAAUGUCACUUUAGCAUUACCACGAGCCAAUUAGAAAUUCAGAGUGAGCGCACGUGCUGUGUGAUGAUGUUUCGUUGAUCUUUAAAAAAGAAAAAACGAAUGUCCGCGUGUGUUUUUGGUUCGUCGUUGUAUAUUGCGGUUGCGUUCAGUACCAACCUGUCAAUAAAUUUGACCAGUCGUACAAGAAA
Messenger RNA from Belonocnema kinseyi, 4567 nucleotides. RefSeq names its product protein drumstick (gene drm). NCBI's taxonomy places the organism in Eukaryota, Metazoa, Arthropoda, Insecta, Hymenoptera, Cynipidae. Bases 583 to 888 code for a protein of 101 amino acids. The transcript is spliced from 3 exons. The record is from RefSeq and is a predicted model, not a curated record. Gene Ontology annotation, cellular component: nucleus. Gene Ontology annotation, biological process: regulation of transcription by RNA polymerase II; embryonic pattern specification; embryonic hindgut morphogenesis. Gene Ontology annotation, molecular function: RNA polymerase II transcription regulatory region sequence-specific DNA binding; DNA-binding transcription factor activity, RNA polymerase II-specific.